UCACUCCCCCCACUCUCAAAUGCUCCAUUUCUGAAAUAUCUAGGGUUUUGGUCGGCUCUUGGUCCCCUUGUGCUUUUUGUUUUCCUUUAGCUAACAGUUACGAUAUUUGGAAUGUAUGACUUUACUUUUAGAUCUGUUUCCUUUGGGGAUCUUUUUACGAUAAUAACACCACAUUUCUUAGUUCCUUGGGUCUUCCUUCACAUUCUCUCUCUUUAGCUAGGGUUUCUUGGUUUGUAUUGUUUUCCUUUCGUUUCUUGUGUUGUAUUUCUGGUGCAAAUUUUUCGUACGCUGUUUGUUAAUAGUUGCAGUUGAGAUUCGAUAAUUUGUUUCUACGCAUGUAUUGGUGUUCCGACAUUUUGUUGAUAGGAGCAUCAGAUUUUAAUGGAACUAAAUCUCUGGGACAAACAGUUGUCCGCGCAUGAAGUAAAAUCAAUAGUGGUUCUUUAUUUUGCGAUGGAUGCUGCAACAAUGAAGCCGCAACACCGCCCAUUUUCAAUUAAAUUAUGGCCACCUAGCCAAAACACAAGGCAAAUGCUUGUGACGCGCAUUACAGGAAAUCUCACUACAAAGUCAAUUUUCACCCAGAAGUAUGGAACUCUGAGCAAAGAGGAGGCUGAGGAAAAUGCAAAAAAAAUUGAAGAUGUUGCUUUUGUCACUGCAAACCAACAUUAUGAAAUGGAGCCAGAUGGUGAUGGAGGGUCUGCCGUGCAGCUAUAUGCAAAGGAGUGUAGUAAGCUAAUUUUGGAAGUUCUUAAAAGAGGCCCUGCAAAAAAGGAGGAAAGAGAAGUCCUGGUUUCAGAGGAACCUGCUGCAUCCCUUAAUAAAGUUUUUGAUAUAUCUAAAGGCCCACGAUCCUUUAUUGAGGCAUCGGAGGCUGAGAAUAUACUAGGGCCAUUAAAGGAACCGGGAAAUUCAUAUACUAAGAUAUGCUUUAGUAACAGAAGCUUUGGUCCGGAAGCUGCCCGUGUUGCUCAGCCCAUUUUAAUUUCCAUGAAGGAUCAAUUGAAGGAAGUUGAUUUGUCAGAUUUCAUUGCUGGAAGGCCAGAGGAGGAAGCUCUGGAGGUUAUGAAUAUAUUUUCUUCUGCUCUGGAAGGUAGCAUUCUAAGGUCUUUGGACCUCUCAAACAAUGCCUUGGGUGAAAAGGGUGUGAGGGCCUUUGGGGCACUACUUCAAUCACAGAGUUGCUUGGAGGAGCUUUAUCUAAUGAAUGAUGGCAUUUCAGAGGAAGCUGCACGAGCAGUUUGUGAAUUGAUUCCUUCCACAGAGAAGCUUAGGAUCCUUCAUUUCCAUAAUAAUAUGACAGGAGAUCCAGGGGCUCUUGCCAUUUCUGAGGUUCUGAAACGUUCUCCCUUACUGGAAGAUUUUCGAUGCUCUUCUACGAGAGUAGGCACAGAAGGAGGAAUUGCCUUGGCAGAAGCACUUGAGACUUGCACUCAUUUGAAGAAGCUUGACCUGCGAGACAACAUGUUUGGUGUGGAAGGUGGAGUCGCUCUGUGUAAAGCUCUUUCCAAGCAUGCAGGUCUGACUGAGAUUUAUUUAAGUUAUCUGAAUUUGGAAGAUGAGGGUGCUGUUGCCAUAGCCAAUUCUCUCAAGGAAUCGGCACCCCUACUUGAAGUGUUGGACAUGGCUGGAAAUGACAUAACAGCUGAAGCUGCUCCUGAUCUGUCCGCUUGUAUAGCAGUGAAGCAGAACCUUUGCAAGUUGAACUUGUCUGAAAAUGAGCUGAAGGAUGAAGGUGCUAUCCAGAUUAGCAAGGCCUUGGAAGGUCAUAUUCAGUUGAAUGAAGUUGAUAUGAACACCAAUUCCUUAGGAAGGGUUGGGGCUCGGGUCUUGGCACAAGUGGUGGUGCAGAAGCCCAAGUUUAAAUUGCUGAAUAUAGAUGCGAAUUGCAUCUCUGAUGAAGGCAUUGAUGAGGUCAAGAAGAUUUUUAAGAAUUCCCCGGACUUGCUUGGGCCCUUGGAUGAUAAUUGUCCUGAAGGAGGUGAUGAUGAUGAAGAAGAAGAAUAUGGAGAGCAUGAUGGUGAUCAGCAUGACUUGGAAUCGAAACUGAGUAAUCUUGAAGUUAACAGAGAGGAUUAAAGAUUCUCAUAAGUCUCAUGGGAUUCUAUUCUAGCAGAAGUCCCUGGAAGCUAAUUAAUGAAGGAGAAGAUGACAGCAUUUUGGACCGACUGUUCUGUGCAAUCUUAGAAUGCUGACCACAGCAGUGGCUGUGAGCUGCAAUUAGAUUAGUGGGAUCAUUCCAUCAUCUUUUUCGUUAGCCAUUUAUCUCAUUUUGGUUAGUGGGAUAUCAAGAUUCUGUAGUAGAUUAGCUAAUGAUGCUUAGACUUUUUCUUUUUCUUAAUAGACAUUUUAUAUUUUUCA
Molecule: messenger RNA, 2361 nt
Organism: Manihot esculenta (cassava)
Lineage: Eukaryota; Viridiplantae; Streptophyta; Magnoliopsida; Malpighiales; Euphorbiaceae
Product: RAN GTPase-activating protein 2
Exons: 2
Coding region: 382-2079 (565 amino acids)
Molecular function (GO): GTPase activator activity; protein binding
Source: RefSeq, a predicted model, not a curated record